AUGAUUCUCAGAAGGCCGCUGAUAUCUCUUAACGACGAGAACCGGAUCAAUAGUAUAACUUGGCAUGAACACGAACUUGGACCUCCUCUGGUGAAUGAGAACAAUGUUGAAGAGUUCUAUCGGGCCUAUCAGCUUUUCGCCAGGGCUAUCAAUGACUUCCCUUACAGGAGAGUCAUACGUCUUCGGAAGGGUGAUAUGAUCUGCUUCAAUAACAGACGACUUGCUCAUUCAAGAAACGCAUUCACUGGAGAGGGUGAAAGACACUUACAGGGUUGUUACGUUAAUUCGGACGACUUCAAGAGCAAAUUGAUGUACCUAUCACACAAGUUGGACAAUGGUAGAGCUGUGUGCCAUGUUGGCAAUACUGACUGGACCUAA
Ylistrum balloti is the source of this 378-nucleotide messenger RNA. Its product is annotated as probable gamma-butyrobetaine dioxygenase. The transcript has 5 exons. The record is from RefSeq and is a predicted model, not a curated record. NCBI's taxonomy places the organism in Eukaryota, Metazoa, Mollusca, Bivalvia, Pectinida, Pectinidae. Gene Ontology annotation, molecular function: oxidoreductase activity. Bases 1 to 378 code for a protein of 125 amino acids.